Esox lucius (northern pike) is the source of this 3947-nucleotide messenger RNA. Its product is annotated as tyrosine-protein kinase JAK1. The record is from RefSeq and is a predicted model, not a curated record. The coding region runs from base 188 to 3679 and encodes 1163 amino acids. Gene Ontology annotation, biological process: cell differentiation; tyrosine phosphorylation of STAT protein; cytokine-mediated signaling pathway. The transcript is spliced from 25 exons. Lineage: Eukaryota; Metazoa; Chordata; Actinopteri; Esociformes; Esocidae. Gene Ontology annotation, cellular component: membrane; cytoskeleton; cytosol. Gene Ontology annotation, molecular function: non-membrane spanning protein tyrosine kinase activity; ATP binding; cytokine receptor binding.
ACGCCUGACUGUAAGAGCCGCCUCCUAGACUUAUCUACGCAGACCUGUUCGGAAAACAUCUCAAUAUUGACGGGUAUACAUCUUCUAAGUACACGGAGUUUGGUCCGCUCGUGAAAGAGAGUUGUCAAAGGUUCGUGGACGGCAAUAUUGAAGUGUUACAUGUACAUCGCAUUCAUUUCUUUAGUAAAUGCCUCCAAACAGCGCAAUGGAAGUGGGCAGGCAAUUGUUGGGGAAAAUGAUGACCAGAAGAAAGGGCGAGAUCUCCGUCCCCGUAAUAGCACAGGGCCUCGAGGUCCACUUCUACUUGGGAGACUGUCACCAGCUGAAGUUUCUCCGGGGUUGUUUCACUGCAGAGGAGCUGUGCACAGAGGCGGCCAGGAAGUGCGGCAUUUCCCCUCUUUGCUUCAACCUUUUUGCGUUGUGUGAUGAGGGUAUGGACCUAUGGUAUCCUCCCAAUCACAUCUUCAAAAUUGAAGAGAGCACCUGCUUAAAGCUCCACUAUCGCAUGAGGUUCUACUUCACCAACUGGCACGGUCUGAAUGAGUGUGCAGCGCGCGUUUGCAGACACGCCCUGAAGGGAAAGAACGGCAGUGAGCCAAAGUCUGAACCAGGAGGCUCACCUCUCCUUGACGCCUCCUCGCUGAAAUAUCUGUUUGCCCAGAGUCAGCGAGACUUCCAGAAGGGCCGCGCUGCAGUGCGGAACGUGGAGAACGAGGCGGAGGCCCACAAUAUUGAGAAUGAGUGCCUGGGGAUGGCGGUGCUGUCCCUCUCACACCACGCCAUGGACAAGAACAUCAGCAUCCCUGAUUUAGCCAAGCAGAUCAGCUAUAAGAAAUACAUCCCAGAUAACGUCAACCAGAUCAUUGACCGGCACAACUGCCUGACACGACUUCGCAUCUCCCGGGUUUUCCGGCGCUUCCUCAGUGAAUUCAACAACAACACAGUGCAGAGCAACAACAUCAGCACCCACGACAUCCGGGUCAAAUACCUGUCCACACUGGAGACACUGACCACUUGGUUCGGCUGUGAGGUGUUUGAGCCUGAGGUACUCCGUGUGAUGGACAGCGAAGGUGAGAUCGAAGGAACCCCCCUUUCCUUUAAGAAGGAUCAGCCUGCCCAGUACCAAGUUCUCGUGUCUGGAAAUACAGGAAUCAAGUGGCGGAGAAAGCAACAGAAUAGUGCGUGGACUGCCAUAGAGAAGAAAACGUCGAAAAAGAACAAAUACAAAAUCAGCUCGAAGAACCAACCCGCUCAAGACGUCUCAAGUGACUGGAAAAGCUUCUCUGAAUUAAACGAGAUCACACACAUCAACAUCAAAGGCUGCACUGUCACCGUGCACAAGCAGGACAACAAAAAGAUGGAACUGAGCCUGGGUUUCCACGCCGAGGCACUGUCUUUCGCCGCUCUCAUCGAUGGAUACUUUCGUCUGACGGUGGACGCGCAUCACUUCCUAUGCACAGAUGUGGCCCCUCCCUCUGUGGUGCGGAAUCUGCAGGAAGGCUGCCAUGGUCCAAUCAACAUGGACUACACUGCCCACAAGCUGUCCCAGGAGGGUGGGGAGGAGGGCCUGUACGUGCUGCGCUGGAGUUGCAUCGACUACGACCACAUCCUCCUGACUGUUGCAUGCAACCAGGUGGACCAAACCGACCAGCGUCCGUACCGGAACUUCAAGAUCCAGGUGGGCCCGGGCGGCUACGACCUGAUCGGAACAUCCCUGAAGCAGCCCUCGCUCAAGAAGCUGAUGGAACAGCUUACAGCCCAGAGCCUGAGGACGGACCGGGUCACUCUGCGGCUCCAGAAGGCCUGCCCUCCACAGCCCAGAGAAAUCUCUAACCUGCUGCUGGUGACGAAGAGGGAGGUGGAACCAACGUGCCCCACACAGAGUCAACUCAUCUUCCACAGGAUCCUCAAAGAGGACAUUGUGCAGGAGGAGCACUUGGGCUGUGGCACUAGAACUAACAUCUAUGCUGGCACACUGAAGAUCAAGAGUGACGGAGAGACGGACUUGUGGGGUUCUCAGAAGGACCACGAGGUCAAAGUGGUCCUAAAGGAGCUGGGGUCUCAACACAGGGAUAUCUCUAUGGCCUUCCUUGAGAUGGUCAGCAUGAUGCGGGAGGUAUCCCACCAGCACAUUGCCCUGCUGCACGGUGUCUGGGUUCGUAACCAGGACUACAUCCUCGUGGAGGAGCACGUGAGGCUGGGUCCUCUGGAUGUGUUCAUGCGGCAACAUCGUCUUCAGCUGAGCACGUCCUGGAAGUUCGAGGUGGCCCAACAACUGACCAGUGCUCUCAGCUACCUGGAGGACAAGAAGCUGGUCCAUGGCUACAUCUCUGCUAAGAACAUCCUAGUGGAGCGGGCUGGACUGGAUGGAAAAACGGGGCCAUUCAUCAAACUCAGUGGUCCUGUCACCCCCAUCUACGCGCUCAACAGACAAGAGUGUGUGGAGAGGAUCCCCUGGAUCGCCCCGGAGUGCCUGGAGGAGGAUCCGGCCCUGAGUGUGGCUGUGGACAAAUGGGGCUUCGGCGCCACCCUGUGGGAGAUCUGCUACGAGGGAGAGGUACCUCUGAAAGACAAGAAACUCAUUGAGAAGGAGAUGUUCUACUCGGCACAGUGUUCCCUGGUGACUCCGGACUGCCCCCAGCUGGCCGAACUCAUCAAAAAGUGCAUGGCCUUUGACCCCAAGAGAAGACCCUUCUUCAGGGCCAUCGUCAGGGACCUUACAGGGGUCGCCGAGCAGAACCCGGACAUACUUCCUCGUGGGUCGCCUGCCAAUGAAGAGGACCCCACUGUGUUUGAGACCCGGUUCCUCAGAAAGAUCAAAGAUCUGGGAGAGGGUCACUUCGGCAAGGUGGAGCUGUGCCGGUAUGACCCAUGUGGAGACGGCCGCGGGGAGCUGGUGGCCGUCAAGUCUCUGAAACCGGAGAGCCGAGGCCAGUUGGGUUGCCAUCUGAGGAGAGAGGUGGACACAAUGAGGGAGCUCUACCAUCAGAACAUCGUCAAGUACAAGGGAGUGUGUAGUGAAGAGGGCGGGAGAACAACCAAGCUGAUAAUGGAGUACCUGCCAGCGGGGAGUCUUAAGGAGUAUUUGCCCCGGAGGAGAGACCAGACAGACCUCCGGAGGCUCCUCCACUACGCCCUCCAAAUCUGUCAGGGAAUGGAUUACUUGGGUUCCCAUCGGUUCAUCCACCGGGAUCUAGCAGCCCGGAAUGUUCUAGUGGAGAACGAGAGCACGGUAAAGAUUGGAGAUUUUGGUCUCACCAAGAGCAUGAAGGAGGAUAAGAGUUACUACACUGUCAAAGAGGUGACUGACAGCCCAGUGUUCUGGUAUGCCCCUGAGUGCCUGCUGGAUUGUAAGUUCUACACGGCGUCUGAUGUGUGGUCUUUCGGAGUGACUCUCUACGAGUUGAUGACCUACUGUGAGACAAGCAGCAGUCCCACUACGGUAUUCUUGGAGAUGCUUCGUCCGACCCAGGGCCAGAUGACUCUAACCCGAUUGGUGGAAAUGCUUAGGGCCGGGAGGAGGCUGCCCUGUCCAUCUCACUGCCCAGAAUCCGUAUACUCUCUGAUGAGGAGGUGUUGGGAGAUUGAUCAGGAAAACAGGAUCCAGUUUAAAGAGCUCGUUACAGAGCUGGAGGAGCUUCUGUUCGACAGACACAGAGGAGACGGGCUGUUCCACUGAUGGUCGGACAUGACCGCUCAUCCUGGAUAGGAGUAUCUGAUGAAAGACUUAAAUGGAGAUGAGUGGAUGAAUCAGGGGAAAUGGACUGAACCUUGUUUGUUGGCCCUGUUCACACCUGCCCCCAACCAUGUCUCCUCCAUUCAGCCCUUGCCUUGUUUACAUGACAUUCCUGCCGGGCUUUGUUGGUAGAAAACAAGAUGCCAUUGUUGUGAACGGGGGGAAAAUGUCGAUUUUUUUUGUCUCAGACUGAAUAAAAUGAAGUUAUGUA